ACACACGACAUGACGUCACCCGAAGACGUCAUCAAAAAGUCCAGCUCUUAGGCGUGUCCGGUAAACAUUGGGAGUAGUGUGUUGUGAUUUGGAAAUUGUGGUUUUCAUGUCGAAUAAUGUCAAAUUUUUGGAAUUAAGCUUCCCACGCUUUUAGGUUAUUGGCAGCCCAUUUUCUGUCUGUAAUCAUACGUGGUGGCUGGGAGGAUGGAGCGUCAAACCAGUGUCAGUUUCAUCUGCCAGAGGUGCUCCAUGCCUGUGAGACUGGAUGACACAAUACUCAAUCCCAAUGAGCAUACACUGGCUGAGCUAUCAUUGCCCAUCUACCCGGCGACCGAGUCGGACCUGGGCUCCGGGGCGGGCUCCUUCGACAAGGUGGUGCCGCCGGUGCGAUGGACCGAGAGCUGCGGCUCGAACCCGGCCGCCGGCGGCGGCGCCGACUCCACCGGCUUCACGGUGCUCUCCGACCCGGGCGUCACCCCCUCCGGACACCUGUCGCACAAGGUCAAGAUGGCGGCCACUCUGUUCGACAUGCUGUCCACGAGUACCGAGGUGGACCACCCGAUGUGCGAGGAGUGCACCGACCUGGUGACGGACGGCCUCGAGGAGGAGCUGGUCACCGUCCGCAAGGAGGCCGCCCUCUACCGCGAGUUCGUGCAGAAGCUGAGGCGCGAGCCGCCGGCAGAUGACGGCGAGGCAGCGCUGGACGCCGAGCUGGCCAAGCUGGCCACCGAGGAGCAGCAGCUGCUCGGUGAGCUGCGCACCCUCAAACAGGAGGAGCAGCAGCUGCAGCACGAGCUGGAGCAGCAGGACAAGGAGAAGGAGCGGCUCGAACAGGAGGAGGAGCAGUUCUGGAGGGAGUUCUGCACAUACCGCAAACAGCUCAUCGUUGCAGACGAGGACUAUCGCAGUUUGUCCAACCGCUUGGACUACACCACUCGGCAACUGGAGAAGCUGAAGAAGACGAACGUCUUCAACGCCACGUUCCACAUCUGGCACAGUGGCCACUUCGGCACCAUCAACAACUUCCGGCUGGGCCGCCUGCCCAGCGUUCCCGUCGACUGGUGGGAGAUUAACGCUGCCUGGGGACAGACCGCCCUCCUGCUCACCGCACUCGCGCGCAAGAUCGGACUCCAGUUCUCAAAGUACAAGAUCGUGCCUUUCGGAAACCACUCUUAUGUGCAGGUGCUGGCGGAUGGCCGCGAGCUGCCGCUGUACGGCGCCGGCGGGUUCAAGUUCAUCUGGAACCCCAAGUUUGACGCCGCCAUGGUGGCCUUCCUCGAGUGUCUGCAGGAGCUGCAGGAGAAAAUAGAAUCCGGCGAUGCAAAGUUCCGUCUGCCGUACAGAGUUUCAAAGGGGAAAAUCGAGGAUCCUCAGGCGGGCACCGCAUACUCUGUCAAGAUCCAGCUCAACUCGGAGGAGCACUGGACCAAGGCGCUCAAGUACAUGCUGACCAACCUGAAGUGGGGCAUCGCCUGGGUGUGCGCCGACUCGACGCUGGGAGAGCUGGCGCCGCCCGAACCCGGCGAGCAGACGUAGACGGACACCGUCACGGCGCAGACGGACCAACGUCAUGGUGAAGGCGGACGUUACGGUGCAGACGGACCAACGUCACGGCGCAGGCGGACCAACGUCACGGCGCAUACGGUCGUGGAAGCUGAACGUCGCGACGGUGAAGAAUGAUGUGAGAGAGAUGGAUAUCGGGACUUAACGACCGUGGUGUGAUCUCUGUCAGAACUUUCGAAGCUGGCGAGAGAUUACAGUCGGAGAAGCGAACACGGGGUGGGGAGAGUGGCUGGGGGGAGGAGGAGGGGACUCUCGGCUGUCUUCUUGACGGUCGAAGGCGCCGCCGAGACGUCUGGUCCGGUGGCUGGCUGUGAUGAAGUUCGUUUGCAGCUUGUGGGUAGUGACUGAUUACCCCUUCAGAUUGGUCUCAGUCACAAGAGUGGCUGCAUGGACUUGAGCUCUGGCCCAGUGGGCCGUCGUGGUUCGUACAGAGGACGGGCGGGAUUUGCCGGUUGUUUGCCGUGUAACAUUUAGCCUAUCCUAUACUAUAAUGCAUGAAUGCGAGGUAUUCUUGGUAUCGCUGUGUGAUGACUGCUGCGGUGUGUAUGUAUUCCAUCAGCCGUGGGUUGUGUGCUUUCAGAUGGAGUUUGAUUACCGUUUAAGAGGAGUAAAUAGGCCAGUGUGUACCGAUUGGGGAGAUAAGUUGCGCCCAUACAUACCAUUUAGAAGUAAAGUGUAUAUUUGCAGUACUAUGGUUAGGAUUUUGUCAUCAUGACUGUUGAACGCAUGUUUGUCACGUGUGAAAUUAUAUCCAGUGGUGUUUGCUGUACGAUGUUAGUAUAACGAGUGAUUGUUUGCCCCGAUGAAAUGUACAAAUGUCAACGAGGUGUGUGGAAUAUAUUCCUAUCUGUGCGUA
Molecule: messenger RNA, 2419 nt
Organism: Amphibalanus amphitrite
Lineage: Eukaryota; Metazoa; Arthropoda; Thecostraca; Balanomorpha; Balanidae
Product: beclin-1-like protein
Exons: 10
Coding region: 205-1536 (443 amino acids)
Biological process (GO): autophagosome assembly; autophagy; cellular response to nitrogen starvation
Cellular component (GO): phosphatidylinositol 3-kinase complex, class III, type II; phagophore assembly site; phosphatidylinositol 3-kinase complex, class III, type I
Source: RefSeq, a predicted model, not a curated record